Messenger RNA from Danaus chrysippus (African queen), 1377 nucleotides. The record is from the annotation of a GenBank genome assembly. Lineage: Eukaryota; Metazoa; Arthropoda; Insecta; Lepidoptera; Nymphalidae.
AUGAAUGGAAUAAAUGUUUCGGGAGAUAAAAACUCUGAGGAGGUUAAAAAGCAAUCGAAGCCGAAAAGGACAACUGUCAAAGACAAGCUUAUGCAAAUACGAUCCAAUAUAACUGUUGAACCUAUUAUAGCAUGUUAUAUUAUGUCCAAUGUGUUUUCUGGGUUAGCAGUCCAAAACUUAAAUUUAGAAAAGGCAUGUAGAGUGAAUUUGGGGUAUAGCGAUGAAGUUUGUUCGGCGUUAAAUAGACGGCAAACGGAAAACUAUACUUUCGAGGAAUCAGAGGUACAAAAGCUGACAGCGUCCGUACAAGCUUGGAAAAAUGUAGUGCAAACAGCUUUUCCCUGCAUUUUAGUUCUAUUUGUGGAGGUCACAGCCCUCUCUGAUUUAUUUCCGUCGCUAACCGGAGGAUGGAUCACUGUUUGCGUUGGUGUAUUCAGCUAUAUUGGUGAUGUAACAACGAAAGAAAUGAGAACAUUCAGAGUAGGAGUAGCAAAUUUGUGCAUGUCCUUGGGAAUACCAAUUGGAAUGUCACUAAGUGGGAUACUUCUGCAGCAAAUUGGCUAUUAUGGAAUUUUUCUUAUUUCUAACUGUUUGUAUUUAACCAGUCUAAUUUACGGAUACAUACGUCUAAAGGACCCUGUUAUUUCCGAAGAAAGACAAAGAGAACAACCAGUGGGCUGUCGGGGAUGGAUGUGUUCAUUUUUCGACGCACGUCAUGUGAGGGAAACUCUCACCGUAGCCUUUAGAAGCGGACCACGACGUAGACGUCUGCGUGUUUCUCUUCUCAUAGUCGUUGUCUGUGUUAUAUUCGGACCCUUACAUGGAGAGAUGAAUGUACUAUACCUGUUCAUGAGAUAUAGAUUCAAUUGGGAUGAAGUACAAUUCAGCAUGUUUUGUACCUACAGCAUCAUAACAAAUUUAGUGGGAACAUUAUUUUCCAUCAGUAUUUUUAGUGACUUCAUGAAACUCGACGAUAGUGUGGUGGGAAUAAUCUCGUGUACCAGCAAGAUACUGGCAUCCUUCAUAUUUGCAUUCGCUAGUACUAAAACGGAAAUAUACAUCGCGCCGCUAGUUGAAAUAUUCAAUGGCACGUCCUUCAUCGCAAUGCGAUCAAUUGCUUCUAAACUGGUGACUAGCGAAGAAUUGGGAAAAGUGAAUUCCUUGUUUGGCUUGGCUGAAGCAAUGAUGCCGCUUGUAUAUGGACCAUUAUAUUCACGGGUCUACAUGGCGACUCUGAACGUUUUGCCAGGAGCUGUGUUCCUUCUGGGAGCCGCGAUGACAGUUCCAGCGGUCGCCAUAUUUGGGUGGAUGUAUUUCGAGCAAAAAGAGGACAACCGGCAAGCUGAAGAAUUGGAAAACGUUAACGAAGUUGCAUAG